AGCUCGAGUGCUGUUGACUCAGGGUGUGUGAUUCUUCCGGAGAAUGAAUCUCGCGAUUUGAACCAAGUAUUUUUUGCCUUGCCUUUUAAUAAGUGGAUCCCCCUCUUCCUGUGGUUAUUGCUCAAUCUAUGAUUUCGACAAUUCCGUUCAUCAUCAAGGAACUGAAAGUAGUGGGAGAUGCACCGAGAUAACUGUGGAUACGUGGAACCGACACUCCCGAGAAAAAGAAAUAUGUAACCAAGCACUGGGAACUGCACCUGAAAUUAAAGAACCAGGAUUUUCUUUUACUUUUCGGAUUGUACUUUUGUGUGUGACAUUUCUUUUGGACAUAGGCUACUCACCUGAACUCUAUAAACAUGAGCGAGGAAACAGCAGAAUUGCCAAAAGAACUGUUGGAAAGCAUAAAGGAUGCCGUGAGCAGGAAGAUCAAGCUUUCCGUGAGGAAGAGAGUGAAAUUGGAGGUCAAGGGUGACAAGUUGGAAAAUAAAGUGCUGGCCCUGGCCUCCCAUCGGGCCUACCUGCUGACCGCUCGAAUCCCUGCAAAGGUGGAACAUAGUUUCAAUUAUCUGGAGAUAAAUGGAAUCACCUGCAGUAAACCCAACCAGCUGGUGGUGGAGCAUGACAGGGGCCUGCUGUCCAUGAAGCUGGGCUCCGCUGAGGAUGUGGACGAGGUGGUGGGCCACAUAGGCGGCUGUCAGCAGAGGAUCUGCCCCGGCCUGCCCGCUCUGAAGGUGAUGAAGAAGCUGGUAAUGGAACCUCCGGAGCGGCUUUCCAACCUGCAGGCGCUAUGGGAGAGCCAGAAUGUUCCAGAACCAGGGCCGUGCGGUGGCUUCUCGCAUACGUACAUGUGUGUCUGUGACUGGCUGGGAUUGCCCUACCGGGAAGAAGUGCAAUGGGAUGUGGAUACAAUCUAUUUAACCCAUGACACCCGGGAAUUAAACCUACAGGAUUUUAUUCAUCUUGAAAACAGGGAUUUAGUGGCCAUCAUUGCUGUUCUGGAACUUAACCAGUGGUUCACAAAGCUCUCCGCCAAGGAUUGCAAACUGUCUGCAGAUGUGUGCGACCAGAUUCUGCGAGUGGUGUCCCGGUCCACUCGACUAGAGGAGCUGGUUUUGGACAAUGCUGGACUGAAAGCCGAUUUUGCACAGAAGCUGGCCAAUGCUCUCGCCAUCAAUCCUAGCUCAGGACUUCACACCAUCAGCCUCGCAAACAACUCCCUGGAAGACAGAGGCAUGUACUCUCUAAGCGUGCAGUUUGCCAAACUGCGAAAUGGGCUCAAGCAUUUGAAUCUCUCCAAAACCUCAUUAUCACCCAAAGGGGUGAACGUUCUUGCCCAGUCCCUGAGUGCCAACCAGCCCAUGCUCAGCACGCUCACACACCUGGACCUGUCGGGGAACGGUCUUCGAGGGGACGACCUCCCGAAUCUCUACAAUUUCCUGGGCCAACCCAACAACCUGACCACCCUGGACCUGUCCAACACUGACUGUUCUCUGGACCUGGUAUGUGCUGCACUCCUGCGGGGAUCAGUCGAGCAUCUGGCUGUUUUCAACGUGUCAAAGGGCGUCGUCUCUCACAGGAAAGGCAAAGAAGUCCCGCCCUCCUUCAAGAGUUUCUUCAGCAGUGCCACGGCCCUCCGGAGCAUCACUCUGUCUGGAACCAAGCUGCCUCCAGAAGCGCUCAAAGCGCUUUUGCUUGGCCUGGCGUGCAAUCCUAAUCUAAAGGAAGUCUCCUUGGAUCUUAGUGGCUGUGAGCUGCGGUCUGCUGGCUCUCAGAUCUUGGAGGGCUGUGUAGCGGAGAUCCCCAACAUCUCCAGUCUGGAUAUAUCUGACAACGGCUUGGACUCUGACCUGACCACGCUUCUGGUGUGGCUGGCCAAAAACAGAUCCAUCCGCCAUCUCUCGCUGGGGAAGAACUUCAACAACAUCAAAUCAAAGAAUCUCGCACCUGUCCUGGAUAACCUGGUGCACAUGAUACAGGAAGAGGAAUCGCCCCUGACGUCCCUUUCGUUGGCCGACUCCAAGCUGAAGACUGACAUGGCCAUCGUCCUCAACGCCCUGGGCAGCAACACCUCCCUGACCAGACUGGACAUCAGUGGCAACGGCAUGGGGGAUAUGGGGGCGAAGAUGCUAGCCAAGGCCCUGCAGAUCAACAGCAAGCUCAGAACGGUCAUUUGGGACAAAAACAACAUCAGCCCACAAGGCCUGCAGGAUGUGGCUGCUGCCCUGGAGAAAAACUUCACCAUCCGGUUCAUGCCCAUCCCCAUCAUUGAUGCCUCCCAGGCGCUGAAGUCCAGCCCGGAGAAGACGGAGGACGCGCUGAUGAAGAUUGAAUCCUACCUAUUCCGGAACCACGAGACUCGCAGAUACCUCCAGGAGCAAGCCUACAGGCUACAGCAGGGCAUCGUCACGACAACGACCCAGCAGGUGAUAGACCGAAUCUGCGUCAAAGUCCAGGACCACCUGAACUCCCUGCGCUACACGGAGACAGACGCCAUUCAGGAGGACAUGAAGGUGGCAGAGAACCUGAUGAAAGACGCCAGGAACUCCAAAACCCUCCUGCGCAACCUGUAUCACCUGGGUUCAUGCUUGCCUGGGGACACGAGCAUUCCAUCUGCCAGCCCCAUCCAGGAGAAACUGGAGUCCAUGGCUGGGGAGGUUACCAGGGUGAUGGACGAGCAGCUGCAGUCUCUGUUGCUGUGCAUGGUGGACGCUGCUGAGGGUCUCUGUCCUCAUGUGAUGAAGAAGGCCAAGCUGCGGCAGGACCUGAUCAAGGCCAGCAGCAGCAGGGUGGUGGUCCCGCGUGGCUUCGUUAAGACCACGCUGCUGGAGCAGUCCGGCGUGGACAUCAUCAACAAGAUCAGUGAAGUGAAGCUCAGUAUGGCUUCUUUUCUCUCUGAUCGUAUUGUCGAUGAGAUUUUGGAGUCCCUCUCCAGCUCCCAGAACACCCUGGCAAACCACCUGGUCCGGAAAGGGCAGCCCCUGCUGCAGCAGGUAUCUGUGGAAUCGGAGGCCCCAGAGGAGAAGGCCCCCAAGCAGGCCAGUCCAGAACAGACAGAGGCAGACAGGCUAGAGGAGCUGGACCACUGCUUGAUGACACCCAAGUCCAAGAGGAAAAGCAUUCACAGCAGAAUGCUGAGGCCGGUUUCUCACGCCUUUGAGAUGGAGUUUGACCUGGAUAAGGCCCUGGAGGAUGUGCCAAUCCACAUCGAGGACCCGCCCCCUGCGCCCAAAAUGGAAAGCAGAACCUCGGUGGUCCUGUGUGAGCUGCCGUCCGAGGAGGUGACCAAACUGCAGCACUUCACCAAGCUCCGACCCAGGAGGGACAAGAGGACGCACCCGAAAAAGACCCCUGUCAGAAGCACCCCGUCGCUGGAGAGCGAACAGAACAGCCUUAUGGGCCGGCUGGAUGAGGGCAUGGACGAUUUCUUCUCAAAGACAGUGACCAAAAUAGGACUGAGGCGACCCACCCUGAAGACCUCAGCCUGCCCGGAGGGAGAGAAGAAGCGCGACUCCCGCAAGAGCGGCUUCCUCAACCUCAUCAAGUCCCGCUCCUCUAAGACUGAGAAGAGCCAUCCGGCGCCACCGGCGGCGGCUGCGACUCCGGCAGUCACGGCAACCGCAGCGCCCGCAGCGUCCGCAGCAACCGCGACGACCACAGCAACACCUGCGACCGCAGCAGCCACCGAGCUGCCCUCCUGCCCCAAGGCGUCGCCCCGAGGCCCCGCCCACGAGCCCAGCCCCGGCCCCAGGGCCCCGCCCCCCGACCGCGGCGGCAGCCCGGAGCGGCCGGCGGAGUCGAAGACGCCCGACCCGGCGGAGGAGCAGCCGGAGCGCGACGGCAGGGCCAGCCCCCAGGGCGGCCCCCGCUACGGGGUGCAGGUCAUGGGCAUGGGCAUCCUGGCAGAGAUGAGGGCCAAGCAGGAGAAGAGGGCAGCUGCCACCCAUAAGACUCCAAACCCCCCAUCCAGCACAGACAAGACGGAUGGAAGCGAAGCAGUUAAAGGGCACUCCGCCCCUCCAGACAGCCGAGCGCCGGGGCCAAUCAGAGGGGAGGGAGGCGUGGCUUCGUCAGAGAAGGCUGCUCGGAACGAGGGCAAGCCGGAGGCCGCUCCCAGGAUGCGCAACCCUCCAUCCAGCCCAAAGCCGUCCCCCCAGGGCUCAAAGCCCUCCCCCACGGCCCGCCCCACCGUGCCACACAAGCCUCGCACCAGCAGCAGCAGGAGCAUAGACGAGGGCCCAGAAUCACCUGGUGGGAAUGUAUCUCCAAAACUGCCACCGCUGCCCCAAGGCCUGAAGAGGGCGCCGUCAGACAAGGAGAACGAGGGGCAGAGCAGCCCUCUCUUUGGGGGGGCUGAGGAAGUGGACCUAUCAGGAGACAGUAGCCCGUUUGACUACGAUCAGGAGACAGGAAGUCCAAAGCCCAGAGCGAGAGUCAGGCCUUCACGCCAGUGCUCUGCCAGCACUGCCUCGGACGCUGACGAGGAAGAGCGCAGGAAGUCCCUCCCCAGACCUGUGAGACCAGCCUCUGUAGCAGAUGUGGCUCCGCACCAGAGCUCCAGGGGCGACAGCCCUGAGGACCACGACCCCCAGACCAAGGAGCCGUCCCCCGAUGGGGACAGGGAGGAGGACCACGGAGGAAAGCCCACAGACUCCGAAGAGGAGCCUGACGAAGAAGACUCUUCAUAAAACGUGAAAAGAGGAAAAAGGAUGGGUCAGUCCUGACUCUGUUUGGAAUAAGUCUACCUGCUAAAUGCACCAUUUGCCUUUUUUCCUUCUCCUCUCCUCUAAGGCCAAAUAAAAGUACUGUGAUUGUUAUUCUUUGUGAGACAGGCAGAGAAACUGUAUGACGUGUGAAGCUUUAAGAAGGCUAAGCUACAUCAUUGCCCAUGAAAUAGAAAUUAGACUGAUUAGAAAUGGUUGCAUUAUGGACAUACUGUAGCAUGUUUUUACUGUGCAUCAGUAAACCUCUCAAAUUGUCUUCCUAUUUUAUUAGUCAACACGAAAUUAAGUAGUAGCUCUAAAUACUUUGCUGCUCACUUAGCCUUUUUCCUUCCAGUGUAAAAAUGCUGUUACCACAGUACCCAUUCCAUCACCAGCCAGUUAGAAACAAGAGAACUACCUCCAGUUGCGGCAUAAAGUGGGAUAGCGUGACCAUCCAUUGUGAUUCUCUGAAAUGAUGUAGCUGUGAGCCAAAUGCAGAGCACUGACCAUACUCCCCCUGCUGGUCACUUUUGUGAACCUCAGUGUUGGGGCUCAAGCAUCUGAAUGCACAAUACAGGACCUUAAUGACCUUGUGAAAAACCUUGUUGGUUUGAGGUGGAGGCCUUUUUGCAGACUCACACUUGCACUGUAUUAUCCUGACAGCUUUGUAACCAUAAUUUAGCAGGUUGGUUUUGAAACUUUUUUUUUGUCAUACUUUUAGCUAUAAAACUAGGGGGGGUCCACAAUAAUGACCAUAGUAUAACCAGGGGGCUGUUUAAAAUUCCUAUCCGCUUUCUCUGAUCCCUGAUUGGAUCAGUCAUGUUGAGGUGCUGUUUAAGACUAUUGUACUGCUUUCUUUUCCCUCAUUCCUCUGCAUAGCUCAAAUCAAAUUGACUGUUAGUCCAACUCCACCCAGUACUGUUGAAUGAAAACGUUUGGCAAAUAGUCUUAAUGAAUGACUAAUAACUGAAACUGUGGUUGUCUUGAGGUAUUUUCCAUACAGUAGGCAAAUUGUUGACAGCAAAAUUUGUCGAUAUGCAUGUGAGGUAUAUGUAUAUAUGUGUAUUCAUACAUCUGUGUGUAUAUUUGCAUGUGUAAUAUACAUAACACAUUUACAAAGAAAUAUUUAUGCAUACACAUAUUGUGUACACAGUCCUUAUAUUGCUAUAAUGCUAAGCACAUUAAUAAAUAAAGGGGUCUUUAUAUUUUUUAUUUAUUAGAUUGAAUAAAUGGGGGCUUGAUUAUGUUUUUUAACUCAUACAAGAGAUUUUUUUAUCUGAAAAAAAAAUGCAUUGAAUUAAUAAAAUUACAAAAUGAUUAACCAUGAGGUUAUUGAGUAGGAAGCACAAGUUGUCAACCCUACAAACAGUGAUGGCUGUUUUACAGAGAAACACUUAAAUGUGUUUUGGUUGUCAGAUUUUUAAAGUAACUAUGUACUGUUGUACUCUUGUGAAAAACUGAAUUCUGUUCAUAUUGCAUUGAGCUACAUUGAGCUACUUUAUUGGUUGUGGAAAUUAUUUGUGUAUAUUUGUACCAAUAAAAAUAUUUUACUGGUUCAAAAA
Molecule: messenger RNA, 6262 nt
Organism: Anguilla rostrata (American eel)
Lineage: Eukaryota; Metazoa; Chordata; Actinopteri; Anguilliformes; Anguillidae
Product: F-actin-uncapping protein LRRC16A-like
Exons: 38
Coding region: 357-4685 (1442 amino acids)
Biological process (GO): cell migration; regulation of Arp2/3 complex-mediated actin nucleation
Cellular component (GO): lamellipodium; plasma membrane
Molecular function (GO): protein binding
Source: RefSeq, a predicted model, not a curated record